AUGAACUGCGAACACGCAAAGGAUCUAACCCCUUCCCCUCUGCAUACCCCCAACGUAAGCAGUACCACAUCCACUGUACGGUCAAAGAGCAAGGCAAGCAGCAUCGAAAGUCAGGCCAAACGGAGACAAGCUUUGGAACUACAAUGGUUAGAGGAGGAAAAGGAGUUGGAACGACGAUAUUUAGAACUCAAGUACAAGAUUCUGUUAGAGGGCGGUAGCGACUGCUCGUCGAUUGUUAGUGAACCCCAAUCAGUAUCAAUGUCGAAGGUGAAGAAGUGGAUAGACGACACGGAUGGAUACGGCGAGAAGGUUGACUGCGGAUCUGAAGCCGAGGAACUAGAGAAACGUCCACCGAGGAACUCGACUGCGUCUAUAGAGCACCAUGCUCCAGUUCCAGAUCAGCAGCGUGCGACUCAAGUUAAUAUCCAACUCCGACGACCCCCACAACGUGUUUCCGGCCAACAAGAGACUCGGCCAAUCUUCGGCAGCUCCCAUAUGCGACAAUCAGUCGCUCUCGCACCGGAGGCUGGAUCAUGGGUCGAAGCGAAUGCGUUUGUACCAGGUCAGCGUUCCACCCCCGUUGGACGAUCAUCCCUCCCAGCGCAUGGGCUCAGUGACGACACGGCUUGUGUGUUGAAUCGAAGUCAAAUCGCCGCACGCCAGGCAGUUUCGAAGGAUUUGCCGGACUUCAGUGGUAAUCCGGAAGAUUGGUCGCUGUUCUUCUCGAUGUUUAACUCGUCGACUCAGAUGUGCGGAUUCUCCAAUGAGGAAAAUAUGUUACGGUUGCGUAAGUGCUUGAAAGGAAGAGCAUUGGAAGCAGUAAGAUGUCGCCUGCUCCACCCAUCGAACGUUGCGGGAGUCCUUUCAACUCUCAAGAUGCUCUAUGGACGCCCGGAAGCAAUCGUGCAGGCGGUUAUCAAGAAGAUACGAUCAUUGCCGUCACCGAGCAUAGAGAAGUUGGAGACAGUGGUGAACUUCGCGCUGACAGUUGAGAAUUUGGUCGCUACCAUUCAAGCGUGUGAGGUUAGUGACUUCGUCUACAAUGCAUCGCUGCGAUACGAGUUAGUAGGGAGGUUGCCACCAACGUUGAAGCUGAGCUGGGCCAGGUUCUCAAGGAACAACCCCACUCCGAACCUAUUGGAUUUCAGUACGUGGCUGUACGAGACAGCAGAGGAUGUUCACUCGGAAAUAGACUCUAAGGAUUCGAAAACAGCCAACUCUCCACAGCAACCAAUCAUCGUUGACAUCAAGAAGUGUGUGGCGUGCAAAGGGGAUUGUACGAUGCUGGCCAAAUGCAAACAGUUCGUGGCCUUAAGCUACGAUUCGAAGUGGGCGACAGUAAGAACUUACAAACUUUGUCGCAAAUGCCUGCGUAAGCACAACGGGUCAUGUAAACAAGAAAAACCAUGCGGAACAAACGGCUGUACAUAUCUGCACCAUCCUCUGCUUCACAGUUACGAAAACCCUCGAUCUCCUACAGCAGCCGCCGUUUACGAGAAAAGCUGCAACGUGCACCAAGUGCAGUCGGAGAUCUUGUUCAGAGUAGUUCCGGUCACUUUAUACGGUCCAUCGAAGGCAAUUCGAACCUACGCAUUCCUGGACGACGGCUCAGAACUCACGCUUCUAGAACAGAGUUUAGCAGACGAGCUCGGGUUGAAGGGACCAAAGAAUCCACUGUGCCUGAAGUGGACAGGCGAAACCACCAAGAUCGAAAACAAGUCACAAAACGUUAGUCUUCAAAUCUCCAGCGUAACGAACCCGAUCAAAAGGUAUGACCUAUCCAGUGUACGAACGAUUGGAAACUUGCAGAUCCGACCACAGACUCUCCUUACCGCGGAGUUGAAGCAGAGAUACCAGCACCUCAUGGGACUACCGAUUGAGUCGUAUAACGAGGCCAAUCCGCGAAUCCUAAUCGGUCUGGAUAAUGCCAGUCUCGGAUAUGCAAUGAAGAGUCGCGAAGGACAGUUAAAUGAGCCGAUUGCAAUCAAAACACGUCUCGGCUGGAUUGUUUUCGGCAGUUGUGUGGGAGAGAAGAAUGCAGGGCACUACGUAAACUAUCAUGCGCUACAGAUUUGCCAGUGCAACAGAGAGACCAGUGAAGAUCUUCACGAACUCGUCAAAGGUUAUUUUGCCCUCGACAGCUUGGGCAUAUCUAAGCAAAGUAAACUACUUCUGUCACACGAGGACCAACGAGCACAGUCAAUGCUGGAAUCACUCACUCGGCCCGUAGACAGCCGUUUCGAAUCCGGGCUUCUAUGGAAGUACGAUUCGGUCCGACUUCCGGAUAGUGCAGCGAUGGCACUGCGAAGAUGGCGAUGCCUAGAUAACCGCAUGAAGAAGGAUCCACUUCUGGCGGGAGAAUUGAACGCGAAAAUCCAGGAUCAUAUCAACAAAGGCUACAUUCGCAAGUUGUCCGCGGAAGAGCUGGAAGUAAACCGCUCACGAGUUUGGUACCUUCCGAUAUUUCCAAUCGUCAAUCCGAACAAGCCGGGCAAAACGAGACUCGUAUGGGAUGCAGCUGCCACCGCCUUUGGAGUUUCACUCAACUCAGUUCUGUUAAAAGGCCCAGACCAACUGUCAUCUCUUCUAUCUGUUCUGAUCCAGUUCCGGGAGUUUCGGACAGCGGUAUGCGGCGACAUCCGUGAGAUGUACCACCAAGUAAGGAUGCGGGAGGACGACCAGCAUUGCCAACGCUUCUUCUGGAAGGCCUGCGAGACAGAUAUCGACCCUAGCGUCUACGUAGUGCAGGUAAUGACGUUCGGCGCAUGCUGCUCGCCGAGUACGGCACAAUACGUAAAAAAUUACAAUGCAAAGAGAUUCGAACAAGAACACCCAGAAGCAGUUCACGCAAUCGUAAAGCAACACUACGUUGACGAUAUGCUUCUGAGUGUGGAAUCUGAGGAGGAAGCAAUACAAGUGGUUCGAGAAGUACAGACAGUGCACAGAUCAGCAGGCUUCGAAAUGCGGAACUGGAUCUCCAACUCACCCAAAGUUGUGGCAGCUAUGAGCGAAACAGGCUCCGAUGAGAAAAGCCUCAGUAUCGGCGACAAACACGUGUCAGAACGGGUUCUCGGAAUGUGGUGGAACACCUCAACAGACUGCUUCACAUAUAAAAUGUCACCGCGGUACGAGCAGCUACUGAUCAGUGGGCAGCGACGACCGACAAAACGCGAAGUGCUUCGGACGUUAAUGAUGAUAUUCGAUCCCUUAGGACUCAUAGCACACUUCCUAAUGCAACUAAAAUCCUUGCUGCAAGAAAUCUGGAGAACUUCAGUCGGCUGGGAUGACCCCCUCGAUGAGUCGUUGUUUCAAAAGUGGUUGUCAUGGCUGACAGUGUUGCCGCAGGUAUCGUCUAUCGAAAUACCUCGAUGCUACCGAACACUCACAUCCGCGACGGACGGAACGGUGGUACAACUGCACACGUUCGUCGACGCAAGCGAGAACGGUUUCGCAGCUGCAGUAUAUUUGCGUUUUCAGGAAGGAGAAACCAUCGAAUGCAGACUGGCCGGAGCAAAGACGAGAGUCGCGCCGCUAAAGUUUCUCUCCAUUCCGAAGUCCGAACUGCAAGCCGCCGUGAUAGGCGUGAGAUUAGCGGGAACCAUUGCCAAAUCGCUAUCCGUCAAAAUCAAUCAACGUUUCUUCUGGACUGACUCCAGAGAUGUCCUCUGCUGGCUCAACUCGGAUCACCGUCGGUAUAGCCAAUUCGUGGCCUUCCGUGUUAGCGAGAUCCUGGAAACGACGAACGUCAACGAAUGGCAGUGGGUGCCAACGAAGCUGAACGUGGCAGACGAGGGAACCAAAUGGACACGAGCUCCAGAUAUGACUGCCUCUAGUCGAUGGUUUUGCGGUCCCAAUUUUCUCUGGCAACCGAAGAAAGCAUGGCCUGUUUCCCCGCACUCAUUUGGAUCGACUAAAGAGGAGUUACGGCCUCAUCUUCUGCUUCAUACCAUGCCGUUGGACCCAGUGGUUCAGCCACAUGAUUUCUCGGAAUGGUCUUCUCUACUGCGCCGAAUGGCUUAUGUGACCCGUUUCGUGGACAACCUGAGGCAAGCUAAGAUGAAAAAACCAAGGCAGAGUGGCCCUCUGACUCGUGACGAGCUAAGAAAAGCGGAAAAUUACCUGUUUCGUCUUGCACAGCGCAGUGCGUAUCCCGAUGAGAUAGCAGUCCUGAAUGAACCGUUAUCAACCACCCAGCAACGCAAGUUUAUAAAAAACAACAGUUCGCUAAGCAAGAUGUGCGCCUUUCUUGACAGGAACGGCGUUCUAAGGGCCCGCGGCCGAACCCAAGAAUGUAAAUUCACAGAUUACGACGCCGCUAAUCCGGUUAUUCUUCCACGGAAUCACCACAUCACUAGGCUUAUCGUGUCCAACGCACACAAGCAGUUUAACCACCAGAACCAUGAGACGAUCAUCAACGAGCUUCGCCAGCGAUUCCGCAGUCCACGUCUGAAGGCAACGUACCGUGCGAUCCGGAAAGAGUGCCAACAGUGUAAAAAUAACCAGGCUGCCCCGCAACCACCUGCGAUGGCCGAUCUACCACUCGCUCGCCUGGCUGCCUUUUCUCGACCAUUUACGUACAUGGGGAUAGACUAUUUUGGCCCAAUGACGGUAUCCGUCGGACGACGCACAGAGAAACGUUGGGGGGUACUGGCAACAUGUCUUACCAUUCGCGCCGUACACUUAGAACUCGCUCACACACUGACGACAGAUUCCUGUAUGAUGGCUAUACGGAACAUCUUUGCUAGAAGGGGAGUUCCGGCAGUGAUCUACAGCGACCGUGGCACAAACUUCCAGGGCGCCAGUAAGGAGCUGCAGCUAGCGCUACAGGAACUCGACGACGACCGGCUGAUGCGGGAGUUCACUACGGCUCGAACGGAAUGGACUUUCAAUCCGCCAGCCUCUCCCCACAUGGGGGGAGCUUGGGAGCGUCUGGUUCAGUCCGUGAAACGGAACCUAACUGUGCUGCAAUCGAAUGCUACGCCAACUCACGAGGUGCUCCAGAACGCGUUGGUGGAAGUUGAGAACGUUCUCAACUCGCGGCCACUCACUAGCGUCCCGCUGGAGGAUGACGAAUCUCCAGUGCUGACGCCCAACCACUUUCUGCUGGGUACUCAAAAUGGCCUACAACCGUGGGUGCCGUUCGACGACAGCUCUGCAGCUCUACGAAACAGCUGGCAACGUUCGCAGACCAUGGCUAACCGAUUCUGGAAGCUGUGGGUUAGAGACUAUCUUCCAACACUAACUCGGAAACCGAAGUGGCUCACACCAGUAAAACCCAUUGCAGUCGGCGACGUCGUCAUCAUCGUGGACCCAAACCUACGGCGGAACUGCUGGCCGAAGGGUCGAGUUAUCUGUGUCAAACCUGGUGCAGAUGGACAAGUGAGAUGGGCGACGGUGCAGACAGCCAACGGAAUCUACGAGAGACCUGCCGUUAAACUCGCUGUCCUGGACGUAGGCGUUGAGGUGAAUGCUCUUCAGGAAGACCCUAACCGCAUUCCGGGGGGAGUGUUAAUAGCGCCAUACAGUUCAGCGAGCCCCUCGGCGCCCAUACAGCAAAUCAACAUCAACAAACCGCGCCCUUCGCCUUCUCGAGGGAUUGGCACGAAUAUCGGUCACGGACAAGACAGUCAGAUAGGAAGAAAGAAAAAAGUCAAGUCAUUCGGUAAAAAGUAGCGUAAGCUAGAACACAUUUUCACAAUUGUUAUAAAUUAACCCAAUUCUCAAGUUAAAUAAUUGUUCCCAUUUCUAACUAAAUCUACCCUAACUGUACUGUGCUACGGUACGGACAGAGUUAGUGCGGGUAGGAAACAGUACGGAUACAAUUGAUACGGAGAAACAGUACGGAUCGAAGACUGUGCGAACAAUACCAUUAGGAGCACAUUUAAAUUACAACUUAAAUAGACUUCGAAACCGAACAGGUCAUUAAGGUUAGUAGUCCAAGCUAGCUUAUUUGAUUACCGUGAAUCUCUAAUACUAUUAUACUUAAAUGCUAGGACACAGACUGAUUACUGUACGGGUACGAUUUAGACAGCUCUGUACGGCAGCGAAAACAUAAGAAUUUGUACUUAUACCCUAAAACUUAAUCCUAACACAAGAUUAUCCUCCAUGCAGGAAUUUAUAAUCCACCCUUGAUUCACAACGAAUAAAGAAGAUUCAUAGAUUUGCUAGUUUUCACUGCUGUCCGGCAACAAUAACUAAAUUAGUGAAUUAGUCUGCUGACUAACAAUUGAUAUAUUUUACGUCAGAUUCAGCAACGAAAGUCGGUAGAGUCAAGUCGAUGAUAACCUGCAAAUUUUCUUAGUUGGAAUUGUUACGAUAAUCACCUGCUUAGGAUACAAACUGUUAGAAACGGACGAGUUAUCUUCAAUAAUUUCGUCCAUAUAUGCUCUGCAAAUAGGCCUUUAGUUGUAAACAUAGCCUGUAAUAUAUUUUACUGUCCGUAUAGAUUACAUGUUUCUUGCACAACAAGAUUGUCUGCAACUUUGAUUUGAUUCGUAACCAUAGCAUUUUGUCGACGCGUUCUAAAAAUUAUCGACGCCUAUUAACGAGGGGACAGCAAAAUCAUACUAUUAUUGAGUUCACCGGUUCACGGUUGCUGAACCAUCUUUUGUUAAUGGUUUGUAUGGGACCUAGUAAUCUUGAGUUUAUCUUUGGUUGCGAUUCAAACUUUAAACGCGUUUUUCUCGAAAUCAAUGCACUGUCACUUAGUCCGGUCUGACCUAACACCGACCAAUUGAUCCAGUACAAACGUUAAUGUUUUCUGCACGAAAAGCUCAUAUCUAUAGUUUAGCAUAUUCAUUCAUCUAUCCAAUAUCCAUAACUCAAAAUUACUCAAUUCGGCAGUAUAUUUCUUUAGAUAUCGCCAUUUGAAGUUCGAAGGUACGAAUAAUUCUUAUGAUUUGAAUUGAACAGAAAUCCUCGACAUCACUUAAAUCCUCGGCACGUUAAAAUUUAAUUUUUCAUCCGAUUAUUGUACACUUUUGAAAUAAUUUUAUUCAAAUUGAGCGAAAAAUAAAAUAUUUACGAAAGAAUUACAAGACAUUUAUUUUUUGGGGUUUUGUCACUCGUCGAGCCAUUGUGCGGUCUAGCACCAGGUAAAAACAAAAACGCUGCUAUUAGUGUUCGAUUCUUUUUUCAGGUGAUACUAAGUAAGUCUGGGAGUAUAAUGUAAUGCCAAUUUCGUUUUUAGAUCAGAGUCGUUCUAGGUUCAAUCGAUACUAUCAUUUUUAUAUGCAUUUUGUAAACAUUAGAGCGAACCUAGAGCGGGUCUAACUAGAACUCGAAUGUAACACCGAGAUCAGCAUAGGUUUUCGAUUUAGUUCCAUUAGUUUUUCGCUCUUGUUUUAUGUGGAAAAAUGAAUUUAUUAGCUUGUCGAGAGCCUACUGCGUCACGUCAGUCGUUUAGUAGUUGUUCUCUUACCCAAGCUAAAACUUCUAGUUUGAUGGCUCAGAUGAACAUGCAAACAUGUUUGAUGCACCACACCUUGCUAAUUCAUCAACCACUUCGUUACUGACGAUUCCUUGGUGACAAGGUACCCGAAUAUCAUUUUCCCGUUGAUAUCGCUUCUUCAAUUUUUGGUCCGUAGACUCCCGAGCCAGGCAGCCGACUAACAACUUGCUAGGUGUUCCUAGGAAGACUUAACCUGGA
Molecule: messenger RNA, 7648 nt
Organism: Topomyia yanbarensis
Lineage: Eukaryota; Metazoa; Arthropoda; Insecta; Diptera; Culicidae
Exons: 2
Coding region: 1-5673 (1890 amino acids)
Biological process (GO): DNA integration
Molecular function (GO): nucleic acid binding
Source: RefSeq, a predicted model, not a curated record